Sciurus carolinensis (gray squirrel) is the source of this 5013-nucleotide messenger RNA. Its product is annotated as phospholipid-transporting ATPase ABCA3-like. Gene Ontology annotation, molecular function: ABC-type transporter activity; ATP hydrolysis activity; ATP binding. The record is from RefSeq and is a predicted model, not a curated record. Bases 1 to 5013 code for a protein of 1670 amino acids. Gene Ontology annotation, biological process: lipid transport; transmembrane transport. Gene Ontology annotation, cellular component: membrane; intracellular membrane-bounded organelle. Lineage: Eukaryota; Metazoa; Chordata; Mammalia; Rodentia; Sciuridae. The transcript has 31 exons.
AUGAAUUUGUUUGAGUACAAAAAACUUAUGAUUCUUCUCUGGAAGAAUUUUACUUUAAAGAGGCGGAAACUAGUGGCUUUAGUUGUGGAAAUGGUUCUGACAGUUGUAUUUGGUAUUAUACUUUUGGCAAUACGCAACUUUAUUAUUAUAAAGAAGAUCGGACCUUUCAGUUACAAUGCUUAUCCCAUCAGUGAUGUGCCUUCAUUCAUCAGAUCUCCUGUCACUGUUCCUUAUCCUUGGGAAUUGGCUUACGUGCCUUCCAAAAGUAUUGUGGUACAGAAUAUUGUUGAAAACGUGAAAAGAGAUUUAAACACCAAUAUGAAAGUUAUAGGCUUUUCUUCAGAAAGAGCUUUUGAAGAUUAUGUUAAGCAAACUAAUAAGUCUAAAAAUGUUCUGGCUGCUAUUGUAUUUGACCAUGUCUUCCAGAGUAGCAAUGAUCCUCUCCCACUUAAGGUUAAAUAUUACCUACGUUUUAGCAAUUUUAAGAAGAACAACACGUUUGGGGAUGCAUUUGAAGCGAGUAGCUGGUUGACAAAUUCUCUCUUUCCAUCUGUGCCUCCUGUGGGACCCAGAAACCAACAAGAAGAAAGUGGGGGGAGUCCUGGGUAUAUCAGUGAAGGGUUCCUGCUUGUGCAACAUGCCUUGGACAAGGCCAUUAUGCUGCAUCACAGUGGCUCUGCUGCAGAAAAGCUGUUGAAUGGUGUCAGAAUUUUUGUCCAGAGAUUUCCAUACCCGAUGCAUUAUCAAGAUUUCUUCUAUGUAUUUGCUGAUAUUUUUAUCCCUUUAGUAGCCCUAUGUAUCUUCUCUCUAAAUCAUCUUGUCUUAAUUCAGUCCAUUGUGUGGGAAAAGGAAAACCGAUUGAAGGAGUACCAGCUCAUGAUAGGAGUCAGUAAUUGGAUGAUCUGGGCUGCCUAUUUCUUCACAUUCCUCUGCUUAUAUGUUCUUACCAUUAUUUUUAUGUGCAUAAUUUUCUUUGUCAAGAUUGAUCCUGCACCAAUCUUCCAGUAUAGUGACCCAGUUAUUGUCUUCAUCUUUUUGCUGUUUUAUGCCAUCUCCUUAAUUUUCUUCAGCUUCAUGAUUAGCACAUUCUUUGAUAAAGUCAAUUUUGCCGUUGCUUUGGGAGGUUUCCUUUUCUUUAUCACCUACCUUCCAGCUGUUAGACUCCUUGUGAACUCUGGACAGAUGACAUUCAAGCAGAAACUGAUUUUCUGCCUCUGCUGUAAUGUUGCAAUGGCCCUGGGAUUUAAAUAUCUACUUGACGCAGAAUCAAACAAAACUGGAAUUAAAUGGAAUAACAUAUUCUCAUCAACCAAUCUGGACAACUUUUUAUUUGCAUAUGUACUGGGGAUGUUUUUAUUUGAUACUUUCUUGUAUGGUCUCAUGACCUGGUAUAUAGAAGCUGUCUUUCCAGGGCAAUAUGGUGUGCCCAAGCCAUGGAAUUUUUUCUUAAGGCACUCUUACUGGUUUGGGAAACCACCUAAAAAUCAACCUGAAACAAUUCAACCUAAAGAGACAAUUGAAAACAAGUAUUUUGAAGCUGAACCUACUGAUUUGGUAGCAGGUAUCCAGAUCAAACAUUUGCACAAGGUAUUCAAAGAGAAUAACACUAUCAAAGUAGCAAUAAAGGACUUGUCUUUGAAUCUGUAUGAGGGGCAGAUCACUGUUCUUCUAGGACAUAAUGGGGCAGGAAAAUCCACUACUCUGUCAAUUCUCUCAGGUCUCUAUCCUUCAACCAGUGGAAAGGCCUAUAUUCAUGGAUAUGAGAUCUCACAGCACAUGACAGAAAUCAGGAAAUCCUUGGGCUUGUGUCCCCAACAGGACCUGCUGUUUAAUUACUUGACUGUGUCAGAGCACCUUUACUUCUAUUGUGUGAUAAAAGGAGUACCUCGAAAUUUGCAUCUUCAGGAAAUUGACAACAUGCUGUCAGCUUUUAACCUGCUAGAAAAGCGUGAUGCAUUUUCAAAGUCAUUGAGUGGAGGAAUGAAGCGCAAACUCUCCAUUAUUGUAGCUCUUAUAGGGAACUCAAAGGUGGUGAUCCUUGAUGAGCCAACAUCUGGCAUGGACCCAGCCUCAAGAAGGGCCACCUGGGAUCUCCUUAAGACCUAUAAACGGGAUCGCACCAUCCUACUGACUACUCAUUACAUGGAUGAAGCUGAUGCACUGGGUGACCGCAUAGCCAUCAUGGCCAAAGGAUCCCUGCAGUGCUGUGGCUCUUCAAUAUUCCUGAAACAUUUAUAUGGUGUGGGAUACCACGUUGUUAUGGUAAAGGAACCUCACUGCAAAGUUGAAGAAAUCUCAGAGUUGAUUUAUUAUCAUGCACCAACAGCCACUUUGGAGAGCAGUGCUGGGACUGAGUUAUCAUUUAUACUACCCAAAGAGUACACUCACAGGUUUGAAGCCCUGUUUACUGCUCUGGAAAACAGACAGAAAAAUCUGGGCAUUGCUAGCUUUGGUGUCUCUAUCACUACCAUGGAGGAAGUCUUCCUUAAGGUUGGUCACAUGGAAGGUUCACAAAGUUGUAUCCAAGCUGUACAGUCUCCCUCCAAGAAAAGCAAAGUCUCCAUCAUGAGCCAGAAUAGGAAUAUGUCAAGUAAUUUUGAGAGAGUAUAUUCUUCUACCCUGAAUGGAACUAUUAUGUUUAAUACUGGGAGUUCCCUCUACUGUCAGCAAUUCCGUGCCAUGUUCUUGAAAAGGCUGAUGUUCAGUUGGCGCAACUGGAAGAUAACUUUGAUACAGAUUCUGGGACUUGUAGUUUCCACAUUCUUUCUCUUUCGGUCCAGUGACCUUGUACAUCACGAUGAAAUGACCAGGCAAAUGGAUUUGAAUGAAUAUGGUCAAACCAUUGUGCCUUUUUAUAUUUCUGGGAGUUCUGAUUUGACUACAAGUCUCUUAGAACACCUUGAGAGUAUGCUAAAGGCUAACAAUCACAAACUUAAGGAAGUACCAGGUAAUCUUCUGGAUUACUUGAGGGAAAAUAAGGAGUGUAAUAGUUUAUGCAUUAUUGCUUUUUCCUUGGAGGUGAAGACAGAUGAAACAGUAUUUACUGUUUUGUUCAACAAUGAAGCAUACCAUUCACCCUCUCUGUCCCUGGCAGUUUUAGACAACAUUCUUUUCAUGUCACUUUCUGGUGCUAGUGCUUCCUUAACAGUCUCCAAUAAACCUCAGCCACACCAUGACAAUAAAGUCAAUGAAGGGACUAUAAAUGGACAGGAGGUGUUUUGGGAUAUGCAACUGGGUGUAGCUCUUUUAAUCAGUGGCUUUUCCCUCCUGACAGUGACUGAGAGAAUCACUAAGGCAAAGCACAUCCAGUUUCUGAGUGGGGUCUCUGUCACCGUGUACUGGUUUUCUGCUUUAGUGCAUGAUUUUAUUGUCUUCAUAUUUUCCUGCUGCUUAUUAUUGGUGAUGUUCAAAUACUACAAAAUUGAUAUUUAUGUCAUGGAUUAUCACUUUCUGGAAACCAUGCUGAUACUCACACUAUAUGGCUGGUCUGCCAUUCCCCUCAUGUACCUGUUGAGCUUCUUGUUUUCUAGAAGUUCUUCUGCCUACAUCAAACUUAUUCUGUUCAACUUCAUCUCAGGCACUUUUACUAUCUUCAUAGAUAGAAUAUUAGGAGACGCAACAGCAACUAACUUGUCUAAUGUCACCAGAAACUUCAUACGUAAUUCGUUACUGAUCUUUCCCAAUUAUAACCUUGGGAAAUGCAUCGGUGACUAUACUGUUAUCUACCAGAUGAAGAUACUGUGUACCGGGAAAAAGAAUGUUCCCAAAUUCUUAAAUUGUAGUAAAGAAAAUACUGAGAAGAAUAUUUAUUCUUUGGAAGAGCAUACAAUUGGAAAGCAUUUGAUUGUCAUGAGUAUUGAAGGCUGUCUUUUCGUUCUCUUCAUUUUCCUUUGUGAUAAUAGUUUGUGGAGAUUAAGAAUGUUUCUCAAUCAACAUGUUUACUUUGCUAUUUACAAGAAAUAUAAGAAGGAUAUAAUUUCUAAGGAAUUAUCUGGAGAAUCUCAAGAUAAAGAUGUAGAAUUUGAAAGAAAGAGAAUUCUGGAGCAUCCUGAAGAGUUGAUGAAUUCCCCAGUGCUUAUUAAGGAACUCACAAAGAUAUACUUUACAUGUCCAGUAAUUCUGGCUGUGAAAAAUAUUUCCCUGGCAGUUCAAAAGAAGGAGUGCUUUGGGUUACUUGGAUAUAAUGGAGCAGGUAAAACAAGUACAUUCCAAAUUCUGACGGGAGAGGAGAGUCCUACCUCUGGGGAUGUGUUUAUUGAUGGCUUUAGCAUCACCAAAAAUAUCCUAAAGGUGAGGUCAAGAAUUGGCUAUUGUCCUCAAUUUGACGCUUUGCUGGAAUACAUGACUGGCCGGGAAAUAAUGAUCAUGUAUGCCAGAGUAUGUGGAGUUUCUGAGCAUCAGAUCCAUCUGUAUGUGAACAAACAUUUGCACUCAUUGGAAUUGGAGCCACAUGCUGACAGUAUUAUCAGGACCUACAGUGGAGGAAACAAACGUAGGCUGAGCACUGCUAUUGCCAUAAUGGGAAAGUCCUCAGUUGUCUUUCUGGAUGAGCCAUCCACUGGCAUGGACCCAGUAGCCCGACGCCUGCUCUGGAACACAGUGACAAAGACACGUGAAAGUGGAAAAGCUGUCAUUAUAACCUCCCACAGCAUGGAGGAAUGCGAUGCCCUCUGUACCAAGGUAGCCAUCAUGGUAAAGGGAAAAUUCAUGUGCUUUGGCAGCCCUCAGCACCUCAAGAACAAGUUUGGUGAUAUUUAUAUCCUGAAGGUCAAGGUCAAGACUGAGGAUAAAUUAGAGGAUUUUAAAAAUUUCAUCACAAUGACAUUUCCAGAUAGUAUCUUGAAGGAGGAGAAUCAAAGGAUCCUUAACUACCAUGUUCCCCAAAAGGACAAUUGCUGGGGAAAGGUGUUUGGUGUUUUGGAGAAAGCUAAAGAGCAAUUCAACUUAGAGGACUAUUCAGUCAGUCAGAUAACACUAGAACAAGUCUUCUUGGCCUUUGCACACCUCCAGUGA